Molecule: messenger RNA, 1764 nt
Organism: Caenorhabditis briggsae
Lineage: Eukaryota; Metazoa; Nematoda; Chromadorea; Rhabditida; Rhabditidae
Gene: Cbr-lpr-3
Product: Protein CBR-LPR-3
Exons: 6
Coding region: 1-1764 (587 amino acids)
Source: RefSeq, a predicted model, not a curated record
AUGCGUUCGAUUGUUUGGAUUUUAGCUGCGACGACAGCCUUGGCUGCCGCUGCCAUUAACGAUGCCGAUGUGCCAGUUGUCAUUCACCUUCCAGCCCAACAGCAUAGGCCAAGAUUCUUGGGACAAGUUGCCCCACCACGCGCUGUGAACACCGUUGUUGCUCCACGAGCUCCAUCUGCCGCCCAAGAAAAGGCUAUCGCUAUUCCACAAGCCCAACAACCAAUUGCCCUUCCACCAGCACCACCAGCAGCUCAACAACCAGUGCUGCCAGUUGCCAAUGGAGACCAAUCGUUUGCUCCAAGACAAGGAGCCGCCGUGCCACCACCACCACCAGUCAACAUCCCAACUGAUGUUCAGAACCAGCUCAUCAAGUUCUUCGGACUUGACUCGUUCGGAAUUCCAGGGCUUACUGGAAACCAUCCAGAAGGAUUCGCUGGAGCCGUCCAGGAGAUGAGAGCCGCCGGAAUUCCAGUUCCAGGAAACCUAGCCGGUAAUGGAGCUCCAGCUGCUGCUGCCGAGGGUGUUAAGACUGUUAACGAUGACGUCCUUGCUCAAGCCAAUCCAAACUUCCAAGAUCAACUCUCCCAAAUCCAAAACGCUGUCAACAACCCAGGACCAUACAAGGGAGGAGCCAAUGUCCCACUUCCAGCUGAGCAACCAGGAGAGAACGGACUCAUCGGACUUCUUUCCAAUUCUAUCAGAAAGGUCAUCAAGGAUACCGGAGUGAGCGACGCUCUUUCCAACUCUAUUCCAAACCUUCUCGGAUCCGGAUCUGGAGCUGACUCCUCAUCUGCCCCAGCCUCAUCUUCCAAUAUCCGUCGCGCUCCAGCUUCCUCUGCUUCCCACGAUGACGUCCCACAAGUCGCCACCGCCGCUGGAUCCUCCUCCAACAUCCGUAGACAACCAUCCGCCGCUCAAAGAGCCAUCUCUGGAUUCGCUGCCGCUCUCGGAGGAGGAGGCAACAACUCGCCAACUCACGCCGGACUUCCAAGAAUCCCAGGAAUCCCACUCCUUCCAGGAGGAAUCCCACGAAACUCUCAAGGACAAAUCGACAUUGUCAGUUUGAUCGGAUCCGUCACCAAGCGUGUGUCUAACGGAACCACUUUGGCCGAGCUUCUUCCACCAGAGAGACUCCAAACCCUUGCUGACAACGUCACCGACGCCCUUCUCCCAGAGACUCCAAAUGUUGACUUGUCCAAGUUCAUGGGAAGAUGGUUCGAGGGAAUUAACUCGCCAAGAGCCACCGAGCAAAGAUGCGUUGUUCACCAUUACGGAGGACUCACCCGCAACGACAAGACCGCCACUUUCACCGCCCUUAAGGUUUACAGAGAAGGAUCUGAAUUCGGACCAGUCAAGUACUCUAUCGGAUACGCCUUCCGCGGAGGAAACAAGGACGCCAUGCUCCAACUCCACUCUUCCGAAACCAGCGAUGCCCAACCAUUCUGGAUCUACAAGCUCGGACCAGAGGGCAAGAACUCAUUCGGAGACUCCCAAUACGAGUACGCUAUCAUCUCGAACUGGGUGAAAUAUCCAGUGACUGUUUUGGUUCGCGAUCCUGACACUUUCAAGGCCAAGUACCAAAAGGAGGUAGGAUAUUAUUUUAAAAAGCUUGAUAUAUUCUCAAAAUACGAAUUCCAGGUUCUCCGCUGGCUCGAGGAUCAAGGGUUCAUCAACGGGUUCAUCAGAGCGUUCAACCUUCUCCAACCAGCCGGAUACUCUAGCUGUCAAUACGCUGACUCCACAUUCGAGGUGUUCGGAAAGUAA